Meira miltonrushii is the source of this 789-nucleotide messenger RNA. RefSeq names its product DER1-domain-containing protein. Gene Ontology annotation, biological process: endoplasmic reticulum unfolded protein response. The transcript is spliced from 2 exons. Lineage: Eukaryota; Fungi; Basidiomycota; Exobasidiomycetes; Exobasidiales; Brachybasidiaceae. Bases 1 to 789 code for a protein of 262 amino acids. Gene Ontology annotation, cellular component: Hrd1p ubiquitin ligase ERAD-L complex; endoplasmic reticulum membrane. The record is from RefSeq and is a predicted model, not a curated record. Gene Ontology annotation, molecular function: ubiquitin-specific protease binding; misfolded protein binding.
AUGGACGAGAUCAAUAAGAUCCCGCCUGUAACAAGGACGAUGAUCUUUGCCACUUUGGGAGUGACGCUACCCGGAAUGUUACAGAUCAUAAGUCCGUACAUCUUCUUUUUGUGGUGGCCAGCAAUCACUGGAAAGUUUCAAAUUUGGCGUUUAUUCACUUCAUUCUUCUAUGGUGGAUCAGGAAUACAAUUGCUAUUUGAUAUUUUUCUACUUUUAAGAAAUUCAACAGAUCUGGAAACGAAUAAAUUUUAUCGCAAAACUGCUGAUUAUGCUUGGGCACUCAUGAUCGUUGGCUCGAUGAUCAUCGCAACGAAUUAUCCUCUCAAAUCACCGGUCUUAUUCAAUCCUCUCUUGAUGGCGAUUGUGUAUUUGUGGUCCCGAGCAAAUCCACACUCAAACGUGAGCUUGUUUGGAUUAAUCAAUUGUCCAGCAAAGUAUCUGCCUUAUGCAUAUUUGCUCUUCGACCUUUUGCGUGGAGGGACACCAUAUGCGAUUCAAAGUGCAACCGGAUUGUUAUCAGCGCAUAUCUAUUAUUUCUUGAACGAGGUCUUGCCGGCAACCAAUGGCGGAAGAGGUCCUAAUUAUCUGCCUAGAACUCCUGCCUUCUUGCAAAAUCUCUUACGUGACAGUCCUGAUCCAAGAGUGCAAGGACAAGAAGCACAACAAGGAGGAAGCGUACGUAGUACUGCUUGGGGAGGAACGGCAUAUGCGCCCGCAGGAAGGUCUUUUGAGCAAGACGAUGAUGACGUAGAACACAGUUGGGGCUCAGGUCAACGACUUGGUAAUUAG